Messenger RNA from Larimichthys crocea (large yellow croaker), 8642 nucleotides. RefSeq names its product myotubularin related protein 3 (gene mtmr3). Gene Ontology annotation, molecular function: metal ion binding; protein phosphatase binding; phosphatidylinositol-3,5-bisphosphate 3-phosphatase activity. Gene Ontology annotation, biological process: phosphatidylinositol dephosphorylation; regulation of autophagy. The record is from RefSeq and is a predicted model, not a curated record. Gene Ontology annotation, cellular component: cytoplasm; membrane. Lineage: Eukaryota; Metazoa; Chordata; Actinopteri; Sciaenidae. The transcript is spliced from 19 exons. Bases 1109 to 4753 code for a protein of 1214 amino acids.
GCUGUUUGGCCUGUAUCGUCAGUGCAGUCUGCAGAAUUGGAAACUCUCCAUCGAAUUUCACUUUUAAUCAGCUGUUUAUCAGGAAGCAGACACUUCUAUCAGCUGCAGCAGUGUCAAAGGUCCUCAGAGGCUGCUGCCUAAGCAGGGUUGCUUUCAGUUUUUGCUGCAGAAAUUCAUGUUGCACCGCCCAGUGGUUAUGUCACGAACCAUGGUUUUUGCCUUUUUGGCGUGCUGCUGUGUGGUGGCCGCCCCCUGGCUAGCCUCAGCACCCUUCCCGCUCAAGCCAUGACAACUGCAUGUAUCACGCUGAGCCAGCAUCCCACAGGACGUGCAGUCGCUGUCUCUUAUCUGCCAUCUCUUUCGACCACCUUAAUCUUUCCAUGCACGCUCUUUGGAUUAAACUCUGCUUCUGACCAAACACAGCCCAUAGAUUCCUGUCGAUCUCUGUGAGCACAAGGCCACACAUUUUUUUCCCCAACACUUAGUCCUUGAGAAAAAAACCCUGACUCUGCUUGUAUAUCCAUGCUUCACAUUCCCCACUGAUAGGCAUCCUCUGUGAAAUAUCUCAAUCUUGCAUAAGACUACUGUGACCUCAAACAUCCAGCCCUCUUGAAAGCCUACAGACUCGUGGUAAAAAGCACCUUUAAAUAAAUGUCAAUGAUUUGAUUCUGCCAACUAUAAAUUAGAUUUAGACUCUUCUUUCUUUUCAGGCUCUUGUGUAAAUUAAUUAACAUGUCUGUUUCCAGUUUUAGAGCGUUGUAUUUUACUGGCAUCUGCUACACUAUGGCUUGUUGUACAACGGGUGAUUAUAGUAAAUUAGCCCUGGUUGCACAUUAUAGUGGUGGUGGGAAGGAGAAGACAGCCACACAAAGCAGCCUAAAUGCAGCACUGUCAAGUUGGUUUUAAAUCAGCUGUGUGUCACGACAGCGAUGACUCUUCUUUUUCACCCAGAACUACUACUAUGAUGGUCUUGAGCAAAGCCUUCAACUCCAGGACUGCUCCACAGGAGCAGGGUGAUAAAUAAGAGGAGGAGGGGCAGCAGAGCUUGGAGAAUAUCCAGGCCGAUCAGAUCUUCCCCAAGAAGUCCCCCGUCCUUGAGGAGGAAAACAUGCAGUUGCCCUUUCCUGAGCUGCACGGGGAGUUCACAGAGUAUGUGGGGAGAGCAGAGGAUGCCAUCAUCGCAACGUCCAACUACCGCCUACACAUCAAGUUCAAAGAGUCCGUUGUUAACGUUCCCCUUCAGCUCAUAGAGUGCGCUGAGUGUCGAGACAUGUUCCAGCUUCACGUCACCUGUAAGGACUGCAAAGUCAUCAGGUGUCAGUUCUCCACCUUCGAGCAAUGUCAGGAAUGGUUGAAACGUCUGAACGUGGCAGUGCGCCCCCCCUCUCGCCUGGAGGACCUCUUCUCCUUCGCCUUUCACGCCUGGUGCAUGAAUGUGUACGCCGGCGAGAAGGAGCAGCACGGCGAGCUGUGCAGACCAGGCGAACAUGUGACCUCCUGGUUCAAGAAUGAGGUGGAGAGGAUGGGCUUUGACACUCAGAAUGCCUGGAGGAUAUCUGACAUCAACAGCAAGUUCAGGCUUUGCCCCAGCUAUCCUCAGCAGCUCCUGGUGCCAGCCUGGAUCACUGACAAGGAGCUGGAAAAUGUGGCAGCCUUCCGCUCCUGGAAGAGGUUUCCUGCUGUGGUUUAUAGGCACCAGACCACAGGGGCUGUGAUCGCCCGCUGCGGUCAGCCAGAAGUCAGCUGGUGGGGCUGGAGGAAUGCCGACGACGAGCACCUGGUCCAGUCCAUCGCCAAGGCCUGUGCCGUGGACGGCACCUCCCGCAAACACCUUUCCAAUGGCAGCUACACUAACGGCUCUGACCUGCCUGACACUGACUUUGAAUCCUCCAUAACCAACAGCUCUGAGGUGGAGACAUUGGCCAUCCAGCCCCAAAAGUUACUAAUCCUGGAUGCCAGGUCCUACGCUGCUGCUGUAGCUAACCGGGCCAAGGGGGGUGGCUGUGAAUGCCCAGAGUACUAUCCCAACUGUGAGGUGGUGUUUAUGGGCAUGGCCAACAUCCACUCCAUUCGCAAGAGUUUCCAGUCUCUGCGUUUCCUCUGCACUCAGAUGCCUGAUCCAGCCAACUGGCUUUCUGCACUGGAGAGCACCAAGUGGCUGCAGCAUCUAUCCCUGCUGCUGAAGGCAGCGCUGCUGGUGGUCAACGCCGUGGACCGAGACCACAGGCCCGUUCUGGUGCACUGCUCUGAUGGCUGGGACCGCACACCUCAGAUCGUUGCUUUGUCCAAGCUGCUAUUGGACCCUUACUACCGCACUAUUGAGGGCUUCCAGGUUUUGGUGGAGACAGAGUGGCUGGAUUUUGGCCAUAAGUUUGCUGACCGCUGUGGCCAUGGAGAAAAUUCUGAAGACCUGAACGAGCGCUGCCCGGUCUUCCUGCAGUGGCUGGACUGUGUUCACCAACUGCAGAGGCAGUUCCCAUGCUCCUUUGAGUUUAAUGAGGCCUUCUUGGUGAAACUUGUGCAGCACACCUACUCCUGUCUGUUCGGCACCUUCCUGUGUAACAGCGGUAAGGAGAGGGAGGACCGCCACGUUCAGGAGAGGACCUGCUCAGUGUGGUCACUGCUGAGACCGGCCAACCGCACGCUGAGGAACAUGCUGUACUCCUCACACUCCGAAACUGUUCUCCACCCAGUGUGUCACGUACGCAACCUCAUGCUGUGGACGGCGGUCUACCUGCCCAGCUCCUCUCCCACCACCCCCUCCGAUGAGUCCUGCGCCCCUUACCCCGUGCCUGGUGACAACCCCGAGGACACGCCCCUGGCCAGGCGUACGAAGACUCGCUCUUUCGACAACUUGCCCAGUGCAUGUGAGCUGGGAAGCUCACUGGCACCUAACCGUCGCUCCAGUGACCCAAGUCUCAAUGAGAAAUGGCAGGACCACCGGCGCUCUCUGGAGCUCAACAUAGGCGUGGAUCCUGAGGGAGGGGGGAACCAGGAGCAGGAUAUGCGGUCUAACGGAGUGGGACCUUACCCAUACGGAGGGGACUCUGAGCUGGACGACAGCCCACAGCCCCGGGGCUCAGACACUGAGCUCGGGCAGGGGGAUUCUGUGAGCCCAGCAGAAACAAGAGAGGAAGCAGAGGAGGCAGAGCUUUCCGUUGUGGCGGGCUUGGCCGAGGGCCAGAUGGAGAACAUCCUUCAGGAAGCCAGUAAGGAGGAGGCGGGGGCAGAUGUUCAGAGAGAGGAAAGUGCUGUCGUCACACAUGUCAUUGACACUGUUGACACAGAGGUGGAGAAAGAUGCAAAAGUUGAGGAAGAUGUUGAGUGUGCUAAGGUCAACGGGACUGAGAUCCAGAGCGAAGCAUUUGCUAAUGGUUACCAUCCAGAAUGUGGUGUGAUUGAGGCCAAGGAGGAUGGUGAGUCUCCCCUUCUGCCUGCACAGAAGGCAGAGGAGCUUGAUCAGCAGGCAGCUGAGGUGUCUCCUGCACCAGAGGAUCUGGUAAGGCAAGAUGUAGAGAACUCUUCUGUACAAGAGGAACGUGCAGGUGGGAACAAUGAGUCCAGCUCGGGUGAGCCAGAGCAGGCUGCAGCCCAUAGAACUAUAACUAACGGCUUUGUGGACACGUCACCUGAAGAACCAGGUGUUAAUGAGGAGGCCUAUCCUGACGCUGAGUCUGUCUCGGUGCCGGGUGAUCAGUUGGAUAAGAGGGCCUCCCUGAUGGAAAGCUCCACAGAGACUUUAACUGAAGAGGCCUGCGGCAGGUUGGAGCUACCAGCUCAGACGCCUGUUUGCCCAUAUCGUCAGCCCUGCAGUGAUGGCAGGAGCGGGGCGCCCUGCUCCAGGAAAGAGAAAGGACCUGAGAUAGGCGAGCCUGGCUUCAUCAGAACUUUAAACGGGGGCAGCAAGCGACCCUCUGUCAGUGCCUUUCAGUCUGUGAGUGCUGACCUCAGCAGGGACUUACUUUGUAAUGGCGACAGCUCUGAUGGGGAGCCCUGCAGAGGACCUCACUGGGCUAAAGGGAAUGGGGAGAGGGCCCCUCUGAGUCGACAGGUGUCCCUUGCGAGCUGCAACUCCCUGAUCCUCCAUCCGCAGGGCAGCUGCUCCCAGCACCGCUGGUGCCACGCCCUGCUAAACCGGGUCACCAUUAGCCCGGAGCAACCAUCCCGCAGCCAUCUGGACGACGACGGGCUGACGCUGCACACAGACGCCAUACAGCAGAGGCUGAGGCAGAUCGAGGCGGGACACCAGAUGGAGGUGGAGACUCUGAAGAAGCAGGUGCAGGAGCUGUGGAGCCGCCUGGAGAAUCAGCAGCACACCGGCUCCCACAGGAUCAACGGAGACAUGGGAGAUGAAGUGACCUCAAUGACAGACUCCGAGUACCUGGACCCCAACUGUUUGUCACGCUGCAGCACCGAGCUCUUCUCUGAGGCCAGCUGGGAGCAGGUGGACAAGCAAGACACUGAGGUGACUCGCUGGUACCCAGACCAUUUGGCAGCCCAGUGUUAUGGCUGUGAGAGCAGGUUCUGGCUUGCCACCAGGAAGCAUCACUGCAGUGGCAGGGAGCCUGUCCAGGAGGUCUGGAACUGCGGUAACGUGUUCUGUGCCAGCUGCUGCGACCAGAAGAUCCCAGUGCCAAGCCAGCAGCUGUUCGAGCCCAGCCGCGUCUGUAAGACCUGCUACAGCAGCCUCCAGCUCAGCCCAGCUCCCCUGGACCUGGAGCUGGAGAAACCCAUCACAGCGAGCUCCAACUGAGCAUCAGAGGACUGGGACAGAAGGGACUGUAGCUUCCAGCCGCUGACACAGGAGCUACACAGAAUGUCCCAUGAACUUUAAGUGUGUGUGUGUGUGCGCGCUGCAGAUGUGGAAUUCAAUGUGUGUAUAUACAGAGGAGCUGAAUGACAGGACACUCAGAAUGGUGUUGUGCACAGCGGCGGGUCGUGUGUGUGAGUGCACGUGUGAGAGGAGGUCACACAUUCACCAAACAGAGGGUUUGUGGCAGUGAUGGACUGCACUCCGAGGCCAGAGGAGCGAGAAUGGACAUCCUGGUGCCUUGGACCAGGCAGGCAGAGAAGGUUGUCUCACUGGGUUGCUGAAGUCUCUUGAAGGGGCUUUGGUACAUUCAUUUGGUUCAUCCCCUCCCCCCAUCCCUGCCCAUCAACACUUCUCAUCAGACUCAUCAUCUCCUGGCUUGCACUUCGGCUGUAAGAUCAGGAGCUUUAUGAAUGUUGUUCACAAAUGUUCAUGGAAAAGCUUAAAUGGUCAGUUUACCCAAAUUACCAGAACAUAUAGUAAUAUAUUGAUCUCUAACCAUGGAUUUAGUCUGAGACAGCAGGCCACGACCAUUAUUUUCAUUGUCAAUAAAUCUGGAAAUCAAUUAGUCAGAAUUCUUCCUGUAAUUAUUUGAAGCUUAUGCCACACAAGGUUACAUAUUCAGUCCAGACCCGGAGAGUGUUUGGCAUCUGCUAUAAUUGUCUGUAAUAUGAAUAUUUGAUUAUUAAUUCAAUUAAAUCUUAUUUUCAUUGCGCCAAAUCAUAACAGAAUUCAUCUCAGGACAUGUUUCAUGUAAUCAGGUCCAGAGCGUAUUGAUGGAGGCAGAACAGAACUUCUCAUGAUGAGGAUUUAUGGGUCCUCUGGAUAAUCCACAGUUUAGUAAUUUGGGUGAACUGUCCCUUUAACAUACUCUGGGCUGAAUCCCAACUCGGCAUAUUUGCUAGCUUUUGUUUUGAUUGGCUCUUCGCACACACUCACACACACAAAUACAAAGUAGAAAAACAAAAGCAGCAGUUGUGUCUGCAUCACUGAGUUUGUGUUUAACAUGUUGUUGUGAUUCAACCCAGAGGAUGUUGCAAUCCUCGAUGAUUUCAACAAAAACACUGUUGGGAUGUUCAAAUAGUUUAUUUCUUAAAGUACAGCACUUCAUUGAUGUCGACCGCAGCGUGGAGAGUGGAUAAAUCUCACCCCUGUGAGUCUCACGACAGCACCAGUUAGCGAUCUGUAAGAACGGCUUCAGAACAUGAUGGUCGCUCAGCUCUUCCACGCUGACAGACUGUUAUCACUGCAGUGGCUGCUGGGAGUGUAAAGUGAUGUGCCGCAGCGUUGACAGACACACUGUGUAAUCUCUCCUGUAAGCCACACCAUCAUGCCCUUCACCUACAACAGCCCCCUUUUUAUUCUUUUUGCCCAGCAGGCACUGGGAGCUGGACGUCUCGCUCACUUUUCAGUGCUCCAGUGGACAUCACAAGUGAAGUUGUACAUUUAAGAUGUUUGAAAGCUCCAAUUCUGAUUUUCAUUUUGUUUUAUUUAAUUGUUUGAGGGGAUACUUGACCAUGAUAGCACUUGUGAUCUCCACUCUGAUUGGCUGAAAGGUGGAGGAGAGCCGCGGCAGCAGAAAGGGCUGUCUGUACCUCCACACAUGACUCACUGAGACGCCCACUCUCCCCCACACCCAUUCAAUGACCUCCCUGCGCACAUGCACACAUCGUUUUUGUAAAAUAAAUGAAUAAAAUAAUAUAUUCAGAUACCUAUAUAGCAUUUAAGAAAAUGUAUAGAAUCCUUGAAUAGUGGCUCACUUAGUCACCAAAAAGUUUUUUUUUAAUAUCUUUGUUUUCUUAUGUUAUUAAUUGUAGAAAGAUCCGUAUAUUUUGCAGCCUGUUAAGGAUGAACAGGUGUUUUUGUUUUUUUAAUAGAGAAGCAGGGUGUCCUGUUUUGAUGCUGCAGUGGUUUUCCCUUUCAAAUGCGAUCAUUACUUUAAUUUAAUUUAUUACGAUUUUCUUUUUGAAUUGCUGUUUUUAAAAUUCCAGACAAUUCAAAUUGCCACAGGAUAAUCAGAGUUUAAGAGACGGGAAGUGAAAGGUGGUUCCGAUCUGUGCUCGUCAGUUCUGUUUGGUAUCGGCCAAAUCAUGGCAGGAUUCAUGACUCAUGAGGUCAAGGUGACGUGUAGCAUCGUGUCGCCGCCGACGAUCACACGUCCCAGUGAAUAAAACGAGCGUCUAGUUGCUGAGUGACACUUGCUUUCGAGAUUUGUAUCAUGGCCUUUGUUGUUGUUUUUUCUGUUUAUCGGCUGGAGCAGUAAAGGUACAACACACGACCGCAGACUUUCAUUUUAAUUAUCUUAUUUUUGAGACUGCCAAUCUUUAUAUUCUUCAGCUCGUCGUGUCAGCAGAGGGCUGGCUGAGGUUCACCACACAGGAUGACCUCCGAUUUCCGCUAAUUUUCACUAUCGGAGGCGAUGUGUGACUGACAACACGACACUGUUUAGUCCUACUGGAGACGUAUCUAUUGACAUCUCCUGUUAUUUGACUGGUGGCAGAAGAUUGAAGCGUUUAAGGUGGUCAGAACAACAGGCGUGAAGUGUUUGUUUUCCUCACUGCUCUCCUGUGGAAGUGGUGAACAUGUUGAACUCGACAGCUCGACCUUCAUUCUUUCAAUCACAGUAGAUAACUAAAAAGUUUGUUUGCCCUCUGCAGAUGAAUAGAUGCUGUCUAAUUAAAUAUUUCGGAAAACACUUGAACAAGCAUUGCCAUGGCAACAAAAGUGGCAGCGAAUUCAUUUGAGGUGGUACUUCUGCAUUAAAAUGUGAAGCAAAUUCAAAUUUAGUUUGACCCCUAUGAGUUUUUGUUUUCUCUUCAUCUGUAGAUGGAAUACUGAUCUGCGACCACAAAUAUUGACUUUAUAUAUUCAUAUAAAGCUGGCCUAUAAUCCUAGAUCAGUCCAGUUAACAGAUGAUUUAUUCCGAGGCUUCACACUCCUCCAAAAGUGAUGCAUCUUUGUCUUAAACAUAAUUUAUAAGAAGUGAACACAGACUGAUCAGAUGCAGGGUGAGGAAGGACGUCUACAUGAGAUGCAUAGUCCCCUCUCAGCCUGCUCUGAGGCCAAAGUUCUUUCACAGAUGCUCUGACAGUCAGCAGCAUGAACCCUCCCUCUGUGUCUUUCACCACCAUCACAGGCGUUUUGGGCACCAAGCUUGUCUUGUUCAACUAUCCAUGAAUGUGACACGUCUUUUUAAAAAGAAAAAAAAGGAGGGAAAAAAGGCUAUUUUUUGCACAUGACAUCAAGUAGACACUGCCACAGAGUGCAUCAAAAUAAAGCUGGAAGUAUGCUGUGCUUUUCAGUAUUGUGACAAGCAUUGUGGUUGUGUGUGUGUGUGGGAGUGUUGGGUGACACACACACAUUGCCAGAAUUAUCCCCUGUUGUACUUCUUUUUUUUUUUUUUUUUCCUCUCCCAAGAAGUUCUGUUGUAUUUCUCUUCACUCACGCUGACCUGCUCUAUCAGAGGCGUCACUGCAAGGGCCCACUAAUCACUUGACAUGAAUGCAUACGUGUGUAUGCGUGUGGACUAUUGGUAUGACUGUGUGAGUGUGUGUGUCUCUUUUGGUGGAGAUUGGUGCCAAGCAGUUUUAUUACGGGUCUCUCACAAAGGGAUCACUCGUGCUUUUUGAUUUUCCUCUAUUUUUUUUCUUCCCUCCUGUUUGAUAAGCACUUUGAACCUUCUCAUGUCUGUCAGAGGAGUGUGUAGCUGUACAUAGCAAUUUCCUGUAACAAGUGCUCCUUGUUCAGUCUGAAUAUUUUGUUUUGUUGGAUUUACUUUAAAGAGCAUUACAUUGUUGUAGAAUUAAAAUGAGAAAUAAACUAGAUAAACCUA